Molecule: messenger RNA, 1251 nt
Organism: Coturnix japonica (Japanese quail)
Lineage: Eukaryota; Metazoa; Chordata; Aves; Galliformes; Phasianidae
Source: RefSeq, a predicted model, not a curated record
GGGGGAAUCGGGACCCUACAGUGCAAUGCAAUGCAACGGAGCUGGGAGCUGCAGCUGGGAGCACGGAGCAGCACAGGGCUCCAUUCUGGGAAGCAAAACGCUCUGCAGCUGCAAAAGGGAACAGAACCCACAGGGAACCCACAGGGAACCACAGGGAACCACAGGGAACCCACAGGGAAGCACAGGGAGCCCCCGCUCCGAGCUGAGCCCCAACAGCUGCACCCACGUCAACGAGCCGCUCGAUGGGGCUUUACCUGCAAAGGGGGAACGGCCCAAACGCUGCCGAGCGACGGGGGGUGGGGGGAGCUGAGCAGUAACGGGGCUGUAACCACAUGGAGGGAGCUCCAUCGGCUGCUGCAGGUCAGUUCAUGGCUGAUGCUGCAGCUCCCAGUUGCUGCUGCAGGACGUUGCACGGCUGCUCCUGUGCAGGACGCUGCAGCUGGAUGCAGUGCUGGGCUCCUGUGCAGGACGCUGCAGCUGGAUGCAGUGCUGGGUUCCUGUGCAGGAUGCUGCAGCUGGAUGCAGUGCUGGGCUCCUGUGCAGGACGCUGCAGUGGGUCGCAGUGCUGGGCUCCAGGUGUGGGCAGGACGGAGCUCCAGGGACCCUCCGGAGCUGUGCAGGGUCCUUCAUGGGGGAUCGGGGCAGGUCCUUCAAGGUGCAGAGAUCACUGAGAUUCUCCUCUUGGGCCGCAGAGGGACCUUCCCACAUGGAGCUGCUCGUCCUGGGGCUGCACGAGGUCCCUCCGGUGCAGGACGAGCUCCCGGAGCUGCGGGGUCCCUCAUGGAGACGUUCUGUGCCGGAGCUCGGGGGUCCUUCAAUGGGGAUGGGCCUUCGGGGGCUCCCAGCCGCCUCCUAUGGGCGCUGCUCUCCCAGCGCCGCACACAGCAGAGCCCCCCACCCAACCCCCCCCAGCCUCUCUCUGAGCUCUGGGUUCAGUCCCCGCCGGGCUGUGAGGAGGGGCUGAGCUGCCCCCCCCCAGCAGUGGGGUCUCACAGCAGAACCGAGGACGGCUCCGGGAUCCUCAGCCCCCCCAGCAAACCUCACGGUGAGGAUUUCAGCCACAACAAAAAGAGGGGAAAAAAAAGGAAAAAAACAAACGAAAAAGGAAAAAGGAGACGAGGCGGCGGAUCCUUCCGCAGGCACCCGCUGCUCCCAUCCAUCCAUCCCGGCGUGGGGAGCCGACGCGGCGGCCGAUCCUGCGCUGCUCUCCAUCCCCUCCGGCAGCUCCGCUCUGCGCUCCGGGGCUGAACG